GCAUUAUCUUUUUUUCCUCUGGCUCUGGCCAACAACUGACUACUCUGAAUACCCUUUACAUCCUUUUCCCUCCAGUAUCCUUCAUUUCAGUGAAACGAUAGAAUGUCCGACACGUGGACCGAGAUCCAGGAACACAAGCGCCGUCAGGAAAGAUUUCGUGAUCGUCUUCAACGGCGAAUGAGGGAUCGCCAAGGAAGAGGUGUAGAAGACAAUGAUUCAUCAGGUACUGAUGCACCUCAACCAGAUAGAACAGAGUCCAUCCCAACAGAUCAGUCUUCUAGUGCAAAUAAACAGGCUGAUAAAGUUUUAAAAGUGGAUCCUUUGCUGGAAAACAAUCUUCUCGAGUGUCUGUGUGAUCCUUCCUUAACUUUCCCAAUAGAUUCUGUUCAACUGACAAAUUCUCUUUCCGCCGAGGUAAGCAUUUCACUAGUCUUGCCAUGUAUGACUUGUCCACAACUGAAGUGUUUCUAA
Messenger RNA from Pocillopora damicornis (cauliflower coral), 471 nucleotides. Its product is annotated as N(6)-adenosine-methyltransferase subunit METTL3. Gene Ontology annotation, cellular component: nucleus; RNA N6-methyladenosine methyltransferase complex. The record is from RefSeq and is a predicted model, not a curated record. Gene Ontology annotation, molecular function: mRNA m(6)A methyltransferase activity. NCBI's taxonomy places the organism in Eukaryota, Metazoa, Cnidaria, Anthozoa, Scleractinia, Pocilloporidae. Gene Ontology annotation, biological process: RNA methylation; mRNA modification.